Sapajus apella (tufted capuchin) is the source of this 3319-nucleotide messenger RNA. RefSeq names its product leucine rich repeat containing 14 (gene LRRC14). Lineage: Eukaryota; Metazoa; Chordata; Mammalia; Primates; Cebidae. Bases 1414 to 2778 code for a protein of 454 amino acids. The record is from RefSeq and is a predicted model, not a curated record. The transcript is spliced from 4 exons. Gene Ontology annotation, cellular component: cytoplasm. Gene Ontology annotation, molecular function: kinase binding.
GGGCCGCCAAACGGGGUUCGGAGCGGGGCGGCGCGCGUCCCUGGCCCGGCCUGGCCUAAAGGGGCGGGGCGCCGAUCGCUUGGGGCGGCCCAGCUGUGGGAGGGAGUGGCUACACUUGGGAGCCCAGGGCGGAGGCCGGGAGCCCGGGCGGCGCCACCGCGGGCGGCGAAGGACUGGGACUUCCCAGGCAGGUCGGAGGGGCGUCAGGCCCUGGUGGGAGACGCACCGGGCCUGGAGGAGCAGGCCCCGCCCGGGAAGUGAAAGAGCGGAGCGUCCAGCGCCUCCCGCGGCUCAAGGCCCUGAGGAGCCGGGCGGGGGCGUCUUCGCGAAACGCAGGCAGCCUAGGACCAACGCGUUCCCUGCCGCCGGCGGUAGGGGCGGAGGCGUCUCACGGAGGCUCCUGCCUCCCUUGGUGGCCAGGCUGGCUGCUUUCGUGUCCUCUCGUGACAGGUGCUCGGUUGGUCUGUCCUGUCAGAGCGAGGUAUGAUCGUCGAGAUUUCGUCCACGGGCAGAGCGAGGCCGAGGGUUGGCGUCUGGGACUUUUCAGGAACCGGUGCCUUAAGGACUUCUUUGUAUGUAGAAAAGUCGGCAAAAACAAGGGCCCUGGGACCAGAGUGUCUCCCCAGCUCCCUUCCCUGGCUUGUCACUCAGGCUGACCUUGGGCUAGGCAUAGGCCUCCAGUUUCUAAUCUCACAGGGAGAUGGCUGCGAUUUAGUUUUGAGGGUGCUGCAGCCAGCAGCAGGGCUGGCACCGUGUCACAUGCACCUUGUUUCUUUGGUAGCGUUUGUGUGCACCUCUGCCUCUUGGAUGCUGCUUAGGCAGCUUUCUGUGCUUUGUCUGAGAAAUCUGUAGCCUUGCACCUUCCAAAUCUCACAUACUUAAGAUUUGGGUCUUUCCACAGUGGCUCUCCAGGAAGGAGGGAGAGGUCUAGACCAGUGGUAAGGGCCACCAAAGAUGAGAGUUGCUUUCUGUCAGGGGCCUCCGUGCUUGGUGACACUCUGGACAAUAGUAGUAUUUUGGGGAUCUUACAUUGAAGGCUUGGAUUUGGUAGGCCACAUCAUCUGGACUCAGUGCUCCCUGGGUCUCAAGUCUUUUCAGCCUGCCCUGUUGCUUACGAAACUAUGUGUGUGCUUCCAGCUCUUCUUUGUUGUGUUUUGUGGAGUCCAAGGGUAACCGUGCAGACCCUCUGUGAGGAAGGGAGGGAAGGGAACUGUGAUGUGAUUGCUUGACCCCUUGGAGCGUCCAGUCAACACUAAUGCUGACAGAGGUUGGUGGGGAGUGGUCUAGGCUUUAUUCAGGUUUCAAAGAAGGCUUUAUGAAGGAGCUUUGUAAUUUGGGAGGCCCGAAAUACCCGUGGGGGGCCCUGCAAGGCAACAGUCAUCUGUCAGAAGCACACCCAAGCAAGUGGCCUUCAUGGACAAGAAGACGGUAGUACUGCGCGAGCUGGUGCACACGUGGCCCUUCCCGCUGCUCAGUUUCCAGCAGCUGCUACAGGAGUGUGCCCACUGCAGCCGUGCCCUCCUGCAGGAGCGGCCUAGCACUGAGAGCAUGCAGGCCGUGAUCCUGGGGCUGACUGCCCGGCUCCACACCCCAGAGCCUGGGGCCAGCACACAGCCCCUCUGCAGGAAGCAUGCGCUGCGGGUGCUGGACAUGACAGGACUCUUGGAUGAUGGUGUGGAACAGGACCCUGGCACCAUGAGCAUGUGGGACUGUACUGCUGCCGUCGCCCGCACAUGCAUCGCCCAGCAGCAGGGUGGGGCCACGGAGCCUGGCCCAGCCCCCAUCCCAGUGGAGGUGCGUGUGGACCUUCGGGUAAACCGGGCGUCCUAUGCGUUCCUGCGAGAGGCGCUCCGAAGCAGCGUGGGCAGCCCGCUGCGGCUCUGCUGCCGGGACCUGCGAGCCGAGGACCUGCCCAUGCGCAACACCGUGGCACUGCUGCAGCUUCUGGAUGCAGGCUGUCUGCGCCGCGUGGACCUGCGUUUCAACAACCUGGGCCUGCGUGGCCUAUCUGUAAUCAUCCCACACGUGGCCCGCUUCCAGCACCUCGCCAGCCUGAGGCUCCACUACGUGCAUGGGGACUCAAGGCAGCCCUCCGUGGAUGGCGAGGACAACUUCCGCUACUUCCUAGCCCAGAUGGGCCGCUUUACCUGUCUGCGAGAGCUCAGCAUGGGCUCCUCACUCCUUUCUGGGAGGCUGGACCAGCUGCUCAGCACCCUGCAGAGCCCCCUGGAGAGCCUGGAGUUGGCCUUCUGUGCUCUGCUGCCUGAGGACCUGCGCUUCUUGGCACGGAGCCCCCAUGCUGCUCACCUCAAGAAGUUGGACCUGAGUGGCAACGACCUGUCUGGCAGCCAGCUGACGCCUUUCCAGGGUCUGCUGCAGGCAUCAGCGGCCACACUACUACACCUGGAACUCACUGAGUGCCAGCUCGCAGAUACCCAGCUGUUAGCCACACUACCCAUCCUUACUCGAUGCGCCAGUCUCCGCUACCUUGGCCUCUAUGGCAACCCACUGUCCAUGGCCGGCCUCAAGGAGCUGCUGCGGGACUCAGCGGUGCAGGCUGAGUUGCGUACUGUGGUGCACCCCUUCCCUGUGGAUUGCUAUGAGGGCUUGCCCUGGCCGCCACCUGCCUCUGUCCUGCUGGAGGCCUCUAUUAAUGAGGAGAAGUUUGCCCGUGUAGAAGCAGAGUUGCACCAACUGCUUCUAGCCUCGGGUCGUGCCCAUGUGCUCUGGACCACAGACAUCUACGGGCGACUGGCUGCGGACUACUUCAGCCUAUGACGAAGUAGCUCUGGGUGAGACACAGGCUGUCCUGCAGUCUCUUUGAGUAGGCAGGGCCUUUGCUGGGACCCCGCCCUGGAGGCCUGUCACAAAAGCACUUAUUUCUGGUUUCCUGCUGGGUCCACCUUGCUUCUGGGCACACGUUUAGGCCCCCCACCCCUGCUUUCUGCAGUGCCCCAUGCGAUUUGCCCUGCACUUGCUCCAUAAUUGGCUGAUUGUCUGUGGGCCCCAGGGCUGUGUGUCAGGCCUGCAUCACCCUGCUCAGUUUGGCUGCCCUCUGGAGUCCUGAUCCUUUGUGCAAAUGCUUUGGGAUCCCUGUUGUGAGUUGAGAGAGAUGAUGGUCCCUCUGGGCCUUUCCCAUCCCCUUAUGGAGAGCUCAGUGUUCUGGGGUUGAAGUUGGAAAGAGGCCUGAUUCAGGGAGGCUGGGGUCCCCAGGCACUCAGGCCUCUUAUGUGUUCCCUGCUCUGCCACCCAGCCACCCCAUUGGGAUGGGCUUGGGCUGGAGGGAGUCAUCAAGGUGCAAGUGUGCCUGGAACUUUAA